Mugil cephalus (flathead mullet) is the source of this 7640-nucleotide messenger RNA. It is a transcript of the gene plch1, whose product is annotated as phospholipase C, eta 1. Gene Ontology annotation, biological process: lipid metabolic process; phosphatidylinositol-mediated signaling. The coding region runs from base 739 to 6438 and encodes 1899 amino acids. Lineage: Eukaryota; Metazoa; Chordata; Actinopteri; Mugiliformes; Mugilidae. The transcript is spliced from 23 exons. Gene Ontology annotation, molecular function: calcium ion binding; phosphatidylinositol-4,5-bisphosphate phospholipase C activity. The record is from RefSeq and is a predicted model, not a curated record.
GCACCGAUACCUAAACUGAUGGAGACGCAGAGAGACACCAGCGUGAAGUGGGUCAUAGCGUUGGCAUCCAUUCGCAGUGGUGCCUGUUUAUCUGCAAGGGCUUUACACAGAGGAACAGCAGAUCCCCCCUCAACAAAAACAAACAAAAAACAAAGAAACACACGGAUGUGGCAUGAAUUAAUUUUGGGGGAGUUCCGCCACACUGCUGGGUAAAGCUGAUGAAAUGGCCAAAUGGUCAACUCUGGCGGGGUUUUAAGACACCGCUCCGUGCGCUAUCGUUCACUCUCGCUCAUUCCACACCCGUCCUAAGCUCUCGCUUAUUAACAUCCACUCUCCGACAGCCCAUCGAACGCGUGAGGAAUCGGCUUAUCGUUUUGCCUCUGCGCUGCGCCUGGUGAGAGGAGAGGAGAGGAUGUGCGCGCAGAGGCUGUGGUUGCGAGAGGUUUUGAUGGUUUGUGAAUCCACUCCGCAGACCGCGCAGGAAGGCAGUGACUGAGGAGCUUCUGGAGCUUGUUUUUAUUAUUAUUGUUAUUAUUAUUAUUAUUGUUAUUUUUUUUUCUUGGAGAGAUAAGUGACACUUCAUCACCAUGGCGCGCUUCUCGUGAACGUUUAAUCAUCAUGGAGACAUUGACUAAUCGGGCACAUUCUGAUGGCAUUUUGACAUCGCUUUAACUAGGAAAUAAAAUGAUGUUCAAAGUGCAUGGAGGGACCUCUUGGGAUUAGCAACUCCCCCCCUAAAUGGCAGAGCUUGAAGUUUGCAGAAAUCUCAGUUUGGAGAGGGUGGAGCGAUGCAUGAGUGUCAUGCAGUCCGGGACGCAGAUGGUAAAGCUGAAGGCAGGGUCCAAGGGGCUGGUGAGGCUCUUCUACCUGGAUGAGCAUCGCUCCUGCAUUCGCUGGAAGCCCUCACGCAAGAGUGAGAAGGCCAAGAUCACCAUUGAUUCGCUGUACAAGGUGACAGAAGGUGGCCAGUCAGACAUCUUCCACCGGCUUGCAGAUGGCAGCUUCGACCCGGCCUGCUGUUUCACGGUGUAUCACGGCAACCACAUGGAGUCCCUCGACCUGGUCACGACUAAUGCAGAGGAAGCAAGAACCUGGAUCACCGGCCUCCGCUACCUGAUGGCCGGGAUCAGCGACGAGGACUCCCUGGCCAAGCGGCAGCGCACGCACGACCAGUGGAUGAAGCAAACGUUUGAGGAGGCCGACAAGAACGGAGACGGUUUCCUGAACAUCGAUGAAAUCUACCAACUUCUUCACAAGCUGAAUGUCAAUCUGCCUCGGAGGAAGGUCAAGCAGAUGUUUCAGGAAGCAGACACGGACGACCAGCAGGGCACGCUCACAUACGAGGAGUUCUCCGUCUUCUACAAGAUGAUGUCUCUGAGGCGGGACCUGUUCCUGCUGAUGAUGGCGUACAGCGACAGGAAGGACCACCUGACCAUGGAGGAGCUGGCCAACUUCCUCCGCCACGAGCAGAAGAUGACCAACGUCACUUCAGAGUACGUUGCAGAAAUCAUCGACAAGUUCGAGGUAUCCGACGAGAAUAAGCAAAGAAGAGUCAUGGGAAUUGAAGGUUUCACAAGCUUCAUGCGCAGCCCGGCGUGUGACAUUUUCAACGCUUUGCACCACGAGGUGAAUCAAGACAUGGAGCAGCCUCUGUGCAACUACUUCAUCGCCUCCUCUCAUAACACCUACCUGACCGGAGACCAGCUCCUGUCCCACUCCAAGACCGACAUGUACGCGUGGGUGCUGCAGUCUGGCUGCCGCUGCGUGGAAGUGGACUGUUGGGAUGGUCCCGACGGAGAGCCGGUGGUCCAACACGGCUACACUCUAACCUCCAAGAUACCGUUCAAGUCUGUUAUAGAAACCAUCAAUAAAUAUGCCUUCAUAAAUAACCAGUACCCAGUGAUUCUCUCCAUAGAGAACCACUGCACCAUCCUGCAACAGAAGAAGAUCGCGCAGUACCUGCGAGAAAUCUUCGGGGAUAAGCUGGACAUCGGGGACGUGCUGACCGGAGAUGCCAAAACGUUACCCAGCCCUCAAAGCCUGCAAGGCAAGAUACUCAUCAAAGGGAAGCGUCUGCCCGCCUAUCUGUCUGCGGACGCCGAGGAAGGAGAGGUGUCGGAUGAUGACAGCGCUGAUGAAAUUGAGGACGACUUCAAGCUCAAGAGCAGCAAUGGAAACGGCCACCACCAGGUGGAGUCUCACAUCAGAAAGAAGCUGGACUCUCUCCUGAAGGAGUCCCGGAUCGGAGACAAGGAAGACACCGACAGCUUCAGCAUCAGAGCCCUGCUCCGAGCCACUCACCAGGGCCUGCAGAAGAACCUGCGGCAGAGCUCUAAAGGGGUUCUGAAGAAAUCCCAAAGCAGAUCCUUCAUCACGACACUCAAACAGAAGAGGCACUCCAAGUCCAGGCUGUCGUGCCAAAGCGUGGACAAGGAGGAGGACACCCAGGAGAGGUCUGGGAGGGAAGCCGGAGGCCAGUUCAACAGGGGUGGAAGGAAGAGGAAGACGAUGAAACUGAGCAGGGAUUUGUCCAACCUGGUGGUUUUCACCAACUCGGUCGCCUCACAGGAGUGUCUAAAUGAAGGCACUCCAGGUGAUGUUCUGUCAUUCAGCGAGACCAGAGCACAAUCGCUGGUCCAUCACAGAACCGAGCAGUUCCUAGCUUUUAACCAGAGACAGCUGUCGCGGAUUUAUCCCUCAGCCUAUCGCAUCGACUCCUCUAAUUUCAACCCGCAGUUCUACUGGAACGUGGGUUGUCAGUUGGUGGCCCUCAACUACCAGACAGAGGGGAGGAUGAUGCAGCUCAACAGAGCCAAGUUCAUGGUGAACGGAGGCAUCGGUUACGUCCUCAAACCUCCUCCGAUGUGCAAAGGCUCGUUCAACCCAUUCAGCGACGACCCACUUCCGGCUUACCCCAAGAAGCAGCUCAUUCUUAAGAUCAUUAGUGGGCAGCAGUUGCCCAAACCACCAGACUCCAUGCUGGGAGACCGUGGAGAGAUCAUCGAUCCAUUCGUCGAAGUGGAGAUCAUCGGCUUACCAGUCGACUGCUGCAAGGAACAGACAAGAGUUGUUGAUGAUAACGGUUUCAACCCAGUGUGGGAGGAGACUCUGUCAUUUACACUUCACAUGGCUGAGGUGGCACUUGUGCGUUUCCUUGUCUGGGACCACGACCCGAUUGGACGGGACUUUAUUGGCCAGCGAACUGUUGCCUUUAGCAGCCUGAUGCCUGGUUACAGACAUGUUUACUUGGAGGGGCUGACGGAAGCUUCCAUCUUUGUGCAUGUGUCAGUGCAUGACGUCUAUGGGAAGUGGAGCCCUCUAGUCCUGAACCCCAGCUUUACCAUAAUGCACUUUCUAGGAUCUAACAAGGGUCACCAGUUGCGAGGCAUAAGGGGGUUUUUCAACCGCUCUUCCAAGUCCUCUGUGGACACAAACUCCAGUGGUCUUAGGAAGCGCUCCAUCAGUGACCACCUCCUGCGUCGGACCGCCAGUGCCCCGGCAAAGGGGCGGAAGAAGACCAAGAUGGCUCUGUCGGAGUCAGUGGCGUCGAUAUCAGACCAAAACAACUGCACAGGUGCAGGAGCAGGAGGAGCAGGUGUGUCAGUAAAGGACGAACGUGUGGAGAAACGUCUCCAGCCCAGAGCCCCACUUGUCCAUAGACCUAUCUCUAUGCCUUUAGACAGGCUCCUGCAAGGGCAGCUGUCCAUCUGCUCACCCGACAAAGAACAGCAUGACAUGGGGGCAGACACUGUCAUUGGAGCUUGCCCCUUCAACAGACCAAGAUCUUCCUCUGCUGACUUUCUCACCGAAUCAUCAUUCUCCAUUGAAUCAGGCAUCACUUCCCCUUCGAGGACAUACAGAAAUAAUGACCAAUCAGGGGACGCUUCUUACUUGGUUAUUGGAAGAGGAGAAGUAAGAAAAGAAGAGGACUAUGCUAAUUACCCGACAGAUGCCAGCAAAUCGAAUAUCAUCUCCAGGGAAACAGAGAAAAAGUGUUUUUUCUUGCCCCCAGUGAAAAGCCAGAUGACAUUAGAUACACCAGAAACAGCAUCCAACUGCACAACAUUCACAGUUGCACCUUCAAUCUCCUCGUCCUCUUCCUCUGCUCCUUCCUCUGUGACCCCUCUUUCCCCCGUUAGUUUAGACUGUGAUCUGAGGAGUCCCACCUCUUUGCAUGACAGCACCAUCUCCAGACUCAUUGACGCUGUGUCCUUAGGCAAUGACCAAGACACGUGUGGCUCCAUUUCUGCUCUGAUCGGUCAGUUUGAAAGCACCGCUGACCAAAACAAUUUCACAACUUUAUCACAUAAUAUCACCCCAUCCCAUCACCAAAGAGACGUAACUCCUGCCACCCCUAAAUCCCUGGAAGGGCUAAGGUCUCCUCUCAAGACAAACACAGCAUCUCCUUAUAAGAACUGUGUUAGUCUCAAAAAGGUAGCUCAAAAAACUGAUCAUGAAAUCUGUUCACCCCAUAAAAUUUCCCAGGCCCUCAUUACGAGCCCAGAAACUGCUGAGUUAGAGGAUGUCUACACUAUUCUGGACGAGGAAGUGCUGUUACCUGUAUCAGUGUACAACCUGAAGAAACAGACAGUCCAUGUUCAGGCAGACACUAAAGAGAGCACACCCUCAACCAGCUUGGGGUCCUCUCCAGUAAAGGUGGUUCAGGGUUUAGGGAAAGGGCACAAUGUGGGCUGGGAAGAUGUGGGGAGAAAGUGGGGCGAAAGUGAAGAAAUUGAGGAGAGGAUAUAUGAAGAAGUAAAUGAUUUCCCUGCACCAGUACCUGUAAUAGAGCCAGGUACUUCUGGUAGGUACGUAUGCUCUCCUAUAAACAACCCGGUUCUCUAUGAUCCGGCUGAAGUGGAGCUGAAUGUCGAUGAGGAUCCAUUGGAGAUGAUGCUGGCAUCGCCAAGACAUGGCAGCCAAUGGGACGGGCUUACGAGUCCAACCAAACGUCAUGCUAUUUACCAAAACCAGUCCACUCCGAGCUACUCCCAACAAAAACCGCCAUAUCAGUCAUUCCGUGAUCCUCAACAACAGUACCCGUCACACUCACCUCACGUCACAUUUUCACAGUGUCACUCCCCAAUAAAUCAACCUUCUUAUCAGUUGUCCAAUCGCCAUCAACACCAGAGCCACCAGUCUCCAGUCUACAAUACACGUGCCAACUCUCGAUCCUCCAACCCUAGUCCUUUGCGUCAGAACAGCUACCCCAUACCUCACAGCAACUCUGAGGCCUAUAACAAUAGCAGAGGAUUCAACAGUUCCUACACACAACAGAGGACCUAUAGUGGAAGUCAGAUCCUAAACAGGUCUCAUCAAGAGAGGCUAGGGCAUAAACAGUUGGAGAGGGAAGAAGUAGGGUGUUUCCAAAAUGGCUUCUCCUCUUCCGAAAGCCUCCCUGGUCAAUCUGCUGCAUCUGUAAACGUCUGUAGAGACAGAGGCCUAUAUUCCCCCUUUUCAGACUGUGAAGUGGUGUACAGCCACCUGGACUAUGACAACAUUAUGCCCUCAUCACCGUCUUCCACUUCUCAAAUCACCCAGCCACACAGCCAAAGGCAAACACAAUCAUACACCUGUAGACAGACAUGGAACCAAAAGGUUUCCCUCAACAACUCUAGCCACCAGCCACAGUCAGAAGCCGGUGUUUCACCACACACAAAUCUAGCACCUUUAUCAACAUAUUCCCAAUCUCCUAACACAGACUCCACAGCUCCCAGCCCAUGCAAGUCCAAGUCCCUGGGAGAUUUGACCUCUGAAGAUAUAUCAUGCAACUUUCAGAGCAAGUACCACAUUAUUAGUCGCAGUUUCAUCACUCCACACAUGAGGAAGCAAAAGAAGAUGGCCAGCAUGGGGGGAACAGUUUUCCAGUCACAAUCUUGUGAUCCACUCACAGAACAGCUUCGUAAGCUGGUCAGUCUUGAGGGGGAUGACAGUGACAAAUGUAGACCCCAGACUCUUCCAUUGCAUCAAGAAGCAAACUCCCCAAUGCCACUGCCACAGCCACAGACAACAAGUACUGCUCCCGUUGUUUCCAGGGACGUAGAAGAUUCCCCUCCACCCCUCACCCGCCGCCUAUCCUCUCGGAGCCAAAGCCGAGUGCGCCACAUCAACAGCCGCGCACGUGAAAGACAGCAAGAAGCUUUAAAACCUCGGCCAGGGGUGAUGAUCAACAGUUCUGCCAGCAUCGGUGGUGUGGUCCUGCGGAAUAAACCAGCCUCACAGAAUCCCCCAACUAACAGACACUCUACUGGUUCUUACAUAGCAGGCUAUCUCGGUCAGCUGGAGGACAGGGGGCUUCCAGAAGGGGCUUGCACAUCAUUACGUUACGGAAAUGGGGACCAUUAUGGAGAUCGGUACUAUACCGACGACUCUCUCCCACCUGCAAACAACGCCCACUCACCGUCCGAGCCCGAGGUCUACUUCCUGCUCAGACUGUAGCUCUCAGAAUGACAUGGAAUUAAGAGGAAUCAAGGAAAUAAUAAAUACUUGCCAUUGUCUGUUCCUGCAUUUGUUGACCAAGCGGUUUUCCUUAUAACAGUUACAUUACAAAUAUUAUUCCAGGCUAUUUCUAGAAAAAGAUAUAGUCUGUACAAUAUAACAUCACAUAUAAUCCAUGGAUGGAUCUGACAGCAUGAUUUUUCUGUAUGAAAUGUCCACUAUUCAAAAGUGAAUGGUCUAGUCAGCUGUGUAUUGUCUACAGUAUAUUCUGCUUAAUGUGUCAAUGUACUUGGGAACAUCGAGUCCUUCCAGAUGGUUUCCUAGACUGAUUGUACAGAUGCUUGUUGCCCUGUGUCCCUGUGAUGUACUGUCCAAACUAUGUACACUGACUGUGAAGCAAAAAAAUAUAUAAAAAAAAUAAAUACAAUAAAAAUAGAACAGGCUUUUAAACAGAGAGGGAUUGUCUAUAAUAUUUGUAUCAUUUGAAUGUGUAGUAUAAUGAAAGAGCUACUUUUAAUAGAUGGGAUUCAUCUUUUCAAAUAUCAAAUGUAAGUCUUCCUUCUCUUUUCUGUGGUAUUUCUUUAUUUGUGUCGUGUGUAAAUAUUGACAUGGUUUGUCAUCCAAGUCAGUCUGAGCAAAUCAGUUCUAACUGUAUGUUUGUGCAUGUUACAUGUGAACAUGUCAAGCAUGACUAUGCACCAGUUUGUACGGUAGAUGUUGCAUCGCCCAACCACAUUUGCACAGAACAAAGUGUCGUAUUGGAUACAACAAGGGACAUCGGCUUGUUUCCAUCGGGUGCAAUACAGUACAUAAUCUCCUGUGCUUGAACUUGUUGCUCUCUAUAACUUGUAUAAUCUGAAAGUGUGAUUGCAAAUUUAAAAAAAAAAAGAAAAAAGAUUUGGGGUUUAAAGGUUUUUAUUUUUAUAAUUGCUUUGAUACAGACUGCAAAAAUAAUCUCUUGUUGGUUCUGGUUAUUUUAUUUUGUAUAACUUAACGGACUGAAGAAGCAGAGUAACACAUACACAGGGCCUAGCCAAGGAGGGAAGGGUGACAGAGCAGCUGUUUAUUGUUUUUUUUUUAUUAUUAUUAUUAUUUUUUUUUUUUAGUGUUACACCAUCCUUUUUUCUUAGUAUUGUUGCUCAUUGGAAAACUGUGAGCAUUUUCCUACCAACGCAAUAAAAUGCUGAAAUAUUUGAUUUCAA